This is a messenger RNA of Bicyclus anynana (squinting bush brown), 1365 nucleotides long. RefSeq names its product prostaglandin reductase 1-like. The transcript is spliced from 3 exons. Gene Ontology annotation, biological process: prostaglandin metabolic process. Bases 294 to 1304 code for a protein of 336 amino acids. Gene Ontology annotation, molecular function: 2-alkenal reductase [NAD(P)H] activity; 15-oxoprostaglandin 13-reductase [NAD(P)+] activity. Gene Ontology annotation, cellular component: cytoplasm. The record is from RefSeq and is a predicted model, not a curated record. NCBI's taxonomy places the organism in Eukaryota, Metazoa, Arthropoda, Insecta, Lepidoptera, Nymphalidae.
UCAGACGAGUAUAUUAUUGAGCGGCCGCUUGUGAGAACUAUCAGUGUUGUGAGUUUGAGACAACUUGUGAACGCGUUUUGUGUUUAAUAAGUAAAUAUCACUUAAAAUAAAUAAACUUACAAGGAUUUUAUUAAUCUACAACUUUUACCGGUUUGGUUCGUGUUCAUUUCAAAUUGUACAAUUAUAGCGAUAUUCACUAGACCGCAAAUUGUUAUAGGUAUAUUCUGCUGUAACCGACGGAGUGUUAAGGCAUUAAGGAUACACAUAAAUAGUAUAUCACUGGAGCAGUCAAUAUGGUGAAGGCCAGGAAAUGGGUCGUCAAAAAACACUUCGACGGUGUUCCUAAGCUAUCGGACUUUGAAAUCGUGGAGUACGAACUGCCACCGCUCAAAGAUGGAGAAGUUUUGCUCAAAACCGAGUGGGUCAGCGUGGACCCUUACCUGCGUGCGUACAACAAGAAUGUUCCUGUGCCCUACGAUCAGUUUAGUUUCCAAGUCGGAGUGGUUAAAGAAACAAGGAAUCCCAAAUUCCCAGUGGGUACUAAAGUAGUCACCCACAAGGGUUGGUGCGACUAUGUCAUUGUAAGAGAAACGUCACCCGAAGUGGGAGAAUUCCCCAAGGAGUUAACAUACAAAUUGCCUGAUUUGCAAGGCCUUUCACCUUCAUUAGGAGUUGGCGCCGUUGGAAUGCCAGGAGUGACAGCUUACUUCGGAUUCCUUCAAGUUUGUCAGCCGAAAGCUGGAGAAACUGUGGUUGUAACCGGGGCAGCGGGUGCUGUAGGCUCACUGGUGGGUCAGAUCGCGAAGAUCAAGGGCUGCAGAGUCAUAGGUUUCGCUGGUUCUGACGAGAAAUGCAAAUGGUUAGAAAAGGAACUCGGUUUCGACAAAGCUCUCAAUUACAAGAAGGUGGACGCGCUAACAGCUUUGAAAGCGGCCGCGCCAAAGGGCAUAGACUGUUACUUCGACAAUGUUGGAGGCGAACUGAGUAGUACAAUCAUAAGCCAAAUGAAUGUAAGAGGGAGAGUGGCAGUAUGCGGCAGCAUCAGCUCUUACAACGACAGAGACAUACCCAAAGCAUCGAUUUUACAACCGUCCUUGGUUCUCAAGGAAUUGAGGAUUGAAGGAUUUAUUAUUUGGCGUUGGAUCGACCGUUGGUCAGAGGGUUUCCCUCAGUUGGUGGCUUGGAUCAAGAGCGGCCAGCUGAAACCAGCGGAGCAUGUCACGGAGGGUUUCGACAAACUGUACGAUGCGUUUGUUGGAAUGCUGGCCGGAGAGAACACCGGUAAAGCUGUCGUUAAAAUUUGAAAAUUAAGUUUGUAAACUUUUUUAUUUAGUGUCCUGUUAAUAAACGUGAAAGUUUCUGAUA